Molecule: messenger RNA, 2291 nt
Organism: Mercurialis annua (annual mercury)
Lineage: Eukaryota; Viridiplantae; Streptophyta; Magnoliopsida; Malpighiales; Euphorbiaceae
Product: leucine-rich repeat receptor-like protein kinase PXC1
Exons: 2
Coding region: 118-2145 (675 amino acids)
Biological process (GO): protein phosphorylation
Molecular function (GO): ATP binding; protein kinase activity; protein binding
Source: RefSeq, a predicted model, not a curated record
GAUAGGAAAAAGAUCCAUUAUAUUUGAUGUCUCUCCCCUCUCUAUCAAUAGUUUUAAAAACUCAAAAUAUUUUGGUCUCUCGUAAAACUAUUCCCGCUUAAUACUAUCAAACCAGCAAUGAAACCAAAGCCAAAUUCUCUCUUCUUUCUCUUCUCUUUUCUUCUUUUUCCUUUCUCUUUUUCCUCCAAUGACACUCACUCUCUCACUCUCUUCCGCCUCCAAACCGACGCCCACGGCUCUCUCCUCACCAACUGGACCGGCAUAUCCGCCUGUUCUUCCGCCGGCCACUCUUGGGCCGGCGUCAAAUGCUCCGCUUCCGGCCGGGUCAUCUUCCUUUCUCUCCCUUCCCACUCCCUUCGCGGACCUAUCUCUUCACUCUCUCUUCUUGAUCAGCUUCGUGUUCUUGAUCUUCAUGAUAACCGUUUAAACGGCUCCGUUUUGUCCAUCACUAACUGCACCAAUCUUAGACUUCUGUACCUCAAUGGUAACGAUUUCUCCGAUGAAAUACCGCCGGAGAUUUCGUCACUCAAGAGGCUGGUAAGAUUGGAUUUAUCAGACAACAAUAUUCACGGCGUGAUUCCUAACGGUUUGACCAAUCUGACACGGCUGUUAACUCUCAGGUUACAGAACAAUGAACUCUCCGGCGAAAUUCCAGAUCUUUCAAACUCACUUCCAAUACUAAAAGAAUUAAAUUUCUCAAAUAAUGAACUGUCCGGCAGGCUACCGGAUAAUCUUUUCAAAAAAUUCGGUGAGAGUAGCUUUUCCGGUAACGAAGGAAUAUGUGGGUCUUCAAGUCCAUUGCCGGAAUGUUCUUUAACCGGCGGAAAUGUACCAGCUGAUUCGUCGUCGUCACAAACAGUACCUUCUAACCCAAGCUCAAUACCACAAACGCCGUUACUUACAACUCAAGACAAAACAAAGUCGCACAAAGGAUUAAGUCACGGCGCUAUAGCGGCAAUUGUGAUAGCAAACUGUGUUGCUCUGUUAGUUUUAACUUCAUUUUUAGUCGCAUAUUUUUGCGGUAGAGAGAGAAGCGGAAGCUCUAAAGUUGGCAGUGAGAGAAGGAAGAGCACCGCCAGUAGCUACGGCGGAAGUGAGAAGAAAUAUAGUAACGGUAACGAUAGUGACGGAACUAAUGCGACGGAUAAGAGUAGACUGGUGUUCUUUGAUCGGAGACAGCAGUUUCAGCUGGAGGAUUUGCUGCGGGCGUCGGCGGAGAUGCUUGGGAAAGGGAAUUUGGGGAGUGUUUAUAAGGCGGUGCUGGACGACGGAUGUGUGGUGGCGGUGAAGAGGUUGAAGGAUGCGAAUCCUUGUGGGAGGAAGGAGUUUGAGCAGUAUAUGGAUGUAAUUGGGAAGCUUAAGCAUCAGAAUAUUGUGAGAUUUAGAGCUUAUUAUUAUGCUAAAGAAGAGAAGCUUCUUGUUUAUGAUUAUCUUCCUAAUGGAAGUCUCCAUUCACUUCUUCAUGGGAAUAGGGGUCCAGGAAGAAUUCCUCUGGAUUGGACUACAAGGAUCAGUUUGGUUUUAGGAGCUUCGCGAGGAUUAGUGAAGAUUCAUGAAGAGUACAAUGCAUCAAAAAUUCCUCAUGGAAAUGUGAAGUCGUCUAAUGUACUUCUCGACAAGAAUGGAGUUGCUUGCAUUUCUGAUUUCGGGUUGUCCCUUCUUUUGAACCCGGUUCAUGCCAUAGCAAGAAUGGGAGGAUACAAAGCGCCAGAGCAGGCAGAAAUCAAGAGACUUUCUCAGAAGGCAGAUGUGUACAGUUUUGGAGUAUUGUUGCUGGAAGUUCUUACCGGAAAAGAACCGUCACAGUACCCGGGAUCUACGCGUCCUCGGGUCGAAGAGGAGGAACCGGUGGUGGAUCUUCCUAAGUGGGUGAGAUCAGUUGUGAAGGAAGAAUGGACCGCAGAAGUGUUUGAUCAAGAACUUUUGAGGUACAAGAAUAUUGAGGAGGAACUUGUGUCCAUGCUUCAUGUUGGGUUAGCUUGCGUUGUUUCCCAACCCGAGAAAAGGCCUACAAUGGCAGAGGUCGUGAAAAUGAUUGAGGAUAUUAGAGUCGAGCAGUCUCCUCUCGGAGAAGAUUAUGAUGAAUCUCGUAAUUCGCUUUCGCCUUCACUUCCCACCACUGAAGAUGGAUUGGCUGGGUAUUGAAGCUCCAGUAUUGUCUAUUAUUUGCAUUAUCUCAUUGCUAGCUCUCUUCAUGUAUUAUUGCCUUCUGUAAGAUUUUUCUAAACUGUAAUGCCUUGCAUCAACUUUUCUAGAUUUAUUUCAAUGUCUAAAGUCUAAUUAUUUUUAAA